Molecule: messenger RNA, 1677 nt
Organism: Syngnathoides biaculeatus (alligator pipefish)
Lineage: Eukaryota; Metazoa; Chordata; Actinopteri; Syngnathiformes; Syngnathidae
Product: CASP8 and FADD-like apoptosis regulator
Exons: 8
Coding region: 513-1601 (362 amino acids)
Biological process (GO): proteolysis; negative regulation of extrinsic apoptotic signaling pathway via death domain receptors
Molecular function (GO): protein binding; cysteine-type endopeptidase activity
Source: RefSeq, a predicted model, not a curated record
GAACGAAGACCAAAGGUUUCCAAAUUCGGUUAAAUAGUUUGCCCAAUACGUCUUGAUCCCAUUCCGAGUUUUGCACUCCUUCACGGCAGAACCGAGUCCAGUUGUUACUGUAUUAUUUUUGUAACAGCAUUCUCAGUGUUUCACGCUGGAAAUCCAAGCGAAGUAUUUCGACGAGUAGUGAGUAGAGGGCUCACUUUUUUUAAGUUCCGUAAACGGAAGUUCCUAGUUUUUGACUCGCAGACGCUAGGACUUUACAAUUCCCAUGAGUGAGAAUGGAUGUUUAUCGUCAAAACGAACGCUACGAGCCACUUCGUGCCUCGAUGGCAGUUCCUGAUCCAGAAAUGCUUCGUGCUAUUCACCAAAUAUCAGAAGCCCUCGGCAGCUACGAACGCUCCAAGAUUCUCUACUUGUGCGAGAUUUCGGACACAGACAAUACAGCCGCGCAUAUAAAGUAGACUCUCAAGUCCAAAGUCAGGAGCUACGACAAAGGGCGUCUGUUUUUGGCUGAGCUCAUGCUACAUUUGGGGAGAUAUGACAUCCUCAGGCAGGUGUUUGGGUUCAGCCGGGACGAUGUGGAGAGAGCUCUGAGAUCCGAGCAGGUUCUACCCAGAUUCAGAGUUCUGAUGGCUCACAUCAGCGAGGACAUGGCCAAGGAUGAUGUGAGCAGUGUGAAGUUUCUUCUGGCUCACAUGCUACCGCGUAAGAAAAUGGAAACUGCCAAGGAUUUCCUGGACUUGGUUGUCGAACUAGAGCACGUGGGCAAGGUUUCCCCUACAAGGGUGGACCUUUUGGAGGAAUGUUUAAUGGACGUCGGCAGGGUAGACCUGGCCAAAAAGCUCAAGGUGUACAAGAUGUCAGUCAGCGCGCCAGCAGUACCCGAGGAAGUGGUGCGCCACCCUUGCCAGGAGAGUCCAGUGAGUCGGUACACAUUCGCCAGUGACCCCAGAGGGGAGUGCGUCAUCGUAGACUGCGUGGGGAAUGACAGAGAGAUGAUGGCGCACACAUUUAAAUCACUGCACUUCAAUGUGACCCUGCAUAAAUGGCUAAACCUGGUCGAGACUGUCUCAACGCUCAGAAAAGUCUUCCAAAGGAGUCCGGACCACAGUGGCGACGGCUUCGUCUGCUGCAUCAUCAGCCGGGCGAUCGACAAUCGCCUCCAGGCCACGGACAUGAACUGCGAAGGCCUCCGUCUGGAAGAUGUCCGCCGCUUUUUCAACGGCGACGCCUGUCCGGCGCUGGUCGGCAAGCCAAAACUGUUUUUCAUCCAGAGCUACACUGUGUCAGACUUCCAACCCUGCGCUGUGGAGAACCGCUGGGAUGACGGCUGGGAGACGGACGGUGGCGCCGGUCAGCUGAGACCCGAUUGUCUCCCGUCAGAUGCGGACGUGCUCUGGAGUCACUGCUCGACCGCAGAGCAUCAACUGCAGCGAGGCCGACACCGUUCCGUUUACCUCAAGGCUUUGACGGACGCCUUGGGCAGGAGCCGACAUCUGGUCGAUCUUCACGUGGAGGUGAACGGUGCAAUCUUGGAGCACAAUACCCGGCAUCGUGAGGAUCAGUACCACAUUGACCUGAAAAGACCUUUACUUAUAGUUGUCUGACGACUUGCCUGUUUCAUAGCUGUCAGUAUUUGCACUUCAAUUCACUUACUAUACUACUGUAUUCAGAUAAGCUUUU